UUCCCCUGGGGGCUAAAGCUUCCGUUAACCUUCGAUAACCAUCGUUCUUGCUGCUAAUUGUCGUCUCCGUCGCAGAUUAUGGAGUCUAUGUCCCACUCUUCGACCUUUCUUCUGCCUGUGAUUCCGCCGGAGAAGAACCGCCCUUCCUUAACCAACGCACUCGUUAUUCUGAACCAGCGUCUACCGAGAUUCGCUCCUCUGCUUUGGGAGCACGCACAAACACGAGUUUGCGCUGAUGGAGGUGCCAAUCGUUUGUACGAUGAAAUGCCUCUGCUCUUGCCCCAUGAAGAUGCCUCACAUGUUCGAACCAGGUACGUGCCAGAUGCAAUUAAAGGUGACAUGGAUUCAAUACGAUCUGAAGUACUUGGCUUCUAUAAAGUUCUGGGAACUAAGAUAAUAGAUGAAUCUCAUGAUCAGGACACCACAGAUUUGCACAAAUGUGUUGCCCACAUCCGUGACUGUACUUCAGAUAUGGAUAAGUCAUCACUAAGGAUUCUUGUAACUGGAGCACUUGGUGGGCGAUUUGACCAUGAGAUUGGAAAUAUAAAUGUUCUGUGCCGUUUCUCUGAUACUCGAAUUAUUCUUCUAUCUGACGAUUGCCUCAUUCACCUUCUUCCAAUGAAUUAUCAUCAUAAGAUCCAUAUUCAAUCUUCCGUCGAGGGUCCACACUGUGGACUCAUCCCCAUUGGGAUGCCAUCUGGAAGUUCUACUACCACUGGACUCCAGUGGGAUCUCAAUGAUACCGAGAUGAAAUUUGGUGGUUUAGUAAGCACAUCGAAUAUUGUAAAAGGAGAGGUAGUCACAGUACAGUCGGAUUCAGAUCUUCUGUGGACAAUUUCUAUCAAGAAGCCCUAGUAUUUUUGAUGAUUCAGGACACAUUUGAUCUUUCGGAUCUAUCAUAUCUGCGCAGAUGAAUCCUACAGGCUAUUUCUUUUUCCAACAUUUCUGAUGUUCUAUUUUGUUCUUAACUCUGUGCAUAAGGGGAGGUGUAUUUGAUUGACUUUUAGAUGUCUAGGAAUGUUGAAAUUCUAUCCCUUACUA
Messenger RNA from Neltuma alba, 1041 nucleotides. Its product is annotated as thiamine pyrophosphokinase 1. Gene Ontology annotation, molecular function: thiamine binding; ATP binding; thiamine diphosphokinase activity. The transcript is spliced from 6 exons. Gene Ontology annotation, biological process: thiamine diphosphate biosynthetic process; thiamine metabolic process. The coding region runs from base 79 to 855 and encodes 258 amino acids. The record is from RefSeq and is a predicted model, not a curated record. NCBI's taxonomy places the organism in Eukaryota, Viridiplantae, Streptophyta, Magnoliopsida, Fabales, Fabaceae.